Messenger RNA from Trichomonas vaginalis G3, 9252 nucleotides. RefSeq lists its product as uncharacterized. The coding region runs from base 1 to 9252 and encodes 3083 amino acids. The transcript has a single exon. The record is from RefSeq and is a predicted model, not a curated record. Lineage: Eukaryota; Parabasalia; Trichomonadida; Trichomonadidae.
AUGUCGAGUGCAAAAUAUUUCGAGUUUUUUGGGAAUGGUGCAAGCCCAAAUCUCUCGAAUGACGUACUAGAUAUCCUCGAAAACUUCCUAUUAUUUGAAUCCAGCGAGGUAAUUGAGCCUAACGUCCGAACAAUUUUGGAUUAUAUUGUUCCAUUCUUACGAGCAUUCAUCGGUAAAGGCCAAUCUAGUGACGUCAAUGAAAAAGCAUAUAUAAAACGCAUGUUUAAUAUCUUAAGAUGCAUUAAACCCAUACAUUAUAAUUCUGAUAUAGCCAGAAACCUUGAAGAGAUCUCAUUCAGCUACUUAAUCAAUACGAAUGAAACUACUGAGUCCGCUUACCUGUUUCUAGUAGAACACUACCUUACAGGACCACAUGGUAACGCUAACGGACUUCUUGAUUUACUCAAAUGGUCAGUGCAAACCAUCAGCAUGUAUGCAAACAGAUUGGAAUUGCUUGACUAUUCCAUAGUAGCUGUGAUAGUAGAGUCAUUUGCUCAAAUUUAUUUCACUAACGGGCCACAAAUUGACAAAAGUGAGAUAGCUCUUCCAUUUAUCAACUUUGCACGCAAUAUAUUGGAUUUGUCUCCACAGUACCAUACCCCUAUUCUACUCAGAUUCUGUGCAAAAUCAUUGCGAAUCGUUUCAAGAAUUUAUGAACACAGAGGAGAACUUGAUCCAUCGCAAGUAUCACCUCAGAUAUAUGUUAUGAUUCGAGAAUUACAGAAUAAGAUACCAAAUAGCCCUCAAUAUUCUCAAAUUUAUCAAAAUUAUUUAUUGGUCUACGCUUUAUUGAUCAACGAUAAGGAGAAAGACAUGUACGUGUACUUCGUACAAGAAUUCCAGAAGCAAUUAUACGCAAUUACGAUGCCUUACCACUUAAGAUCAAGGAGAAUCAGUUUUACCCUCUACUUCUCGGCUUUUCCGAUUUCUAAGUUCGCCGUGACUAAUCCUUCAUUCAUAUCUGAUGUAUUCGCACGUACUCUAAGUGUUAUUUCCUCUGCACAAACGCCUCCAGAGCUCAGCCAAAGUUUAAUGAAAACUUUCCAGUUUAUCGCACCAGAACCUGUUAUAAAGCAAGACCCUUUCAUUUUACAUGACAUGGUUGACCAAAUUGUCGAUUGUUUCGAAAUUUCAAGAUUAGACUACGAACAAUCGGUAAAACCUACUGAAUCAUGGUCCAAAAUCAAUAAUACAAUACUCAUAGCCUUGAAGAAGACCUACCAACCAAUGUACGCCAUAGAACAAAUGAAAUUGGAAAUUGCAAGGAGAUUUACCAUCCAUGCGAGGUAUUCGUUCGAUUCAACCAAGCAAAAGGACAUAAAUAAAAGGUGCGACCAGAUUGUUAACUUCAUAGAACAGUUUGUUGACAAACUUCCAAAUCAGUACAUAACCGCUUUCUGGAAAAGUAGCUUAGAGUUGUUCCUCCCGACAGAUGAUAGCCAACAGUACCUUGUUGAGUUCCAUAACAAGAUUUUAAAUUCGAAUAUUUGUCAGAAAAUUUAUUAUCUCAUCCAAUUCUACAUUGCAGUCUCCGAUAAAUUCGCUACGUUGCAUAAAAUCACCGCCGAUAUCAUCCACAAGAUCAACCAAGUAGUUUUUUUCAAGGAUGUGAUCAAAUUAAACCCAUAUCAAUACAAAACACUCUGCGGAAAUAUCUUCAACAUAUUCAUGCAAAUACUAGAGAGAAAUGACUCUCAUUUGAUCGAAACAGUCAUUAUUCCUUUCUUUUCGGAAUAUAAUAAAGGAAUACAACAAGCGCAGCAGAACCAGAACCCUCAAAACCAAAACCCACAACAGAAGAUAGUACAGCCGAACUUCCAACAGAAGCUGGAAGUCUUAAUCAACCAAUUAGAGAAGAAUUACCAGUUUUUCAUCGAUAUUUUGAAGAAUAACGAGAACAACCUUACAAUAUCUAACCUUUCGAUCGUACUUUACCCAUUACUUUCCAAAGCUUCCCCACAAAGAAACGAUGAUUGGUUCCAGCUUUUCCUUUGCGCACUCCAGACCCCCAAGAAUGACUUAUCGAUUUAUUUGAACAUACUCUACAACGCUUUGAAGCCAAACAUCCAAACAAUUUUCGAAAAAUUGUCAAAACCUGUAGCCAUGAAGUUUGUUUCCGCUCUAUCGACCAUUUUAAUGAAAGGCGAAUCCAAAGAUUACGCCAGAGCCAUUCUACGCCGAAUUCCUGAAAAAGUCAUGUCAUCGGCGAUUGAACCCCCCGACUCUUCUCCCAAACUUACUUUAGCUAAUGUCGAUGGCUUCGAUAUCCCUAUCGACCCAUUGUUCGCUAAAAUCCAGUCUUUGGACAAAAUUUCACCCGACCAAGUUGAAUUUCUUACGAAAGCGUUCUUAAAUCUACUUGAAAGGAAGACAUUUUUAGAAUGUACGACCUCAAAGAUUACGAACGACCUCGUAAAGUUCCUUCACAAGAACAAUUCAACGAUUUUCCAGCCACAAACGGCAUUUCACUCCGCACAGCCUCCUGCCUUGUACACGAUCCGGUUUUUCGAGCAUUCCGUCAUGAAAAACAUUGAACAGACCAUUAAUUUCGUACAGGAUAAAUCAGAAUUUGCAAAUAACAUUGCAAUACUCUGCCAUUACAAGGAAUACGCUGCUACAGCUGUUUCUAUCCUCGGACAGACGCUGCCUUUCAUACCAGUGAACCAAGUUUUCGUAAGAAUUGUAUCUUCAUUAUUUGAAGCUUGCAGUUUCGAUUACGAUAACGCUCUUGCCCUUCUCAAUCAGUAUGUAUUCAAAAGGCAGUACGUUCAUGAGGAUAGCCAGUUCAUAAACCAAAUUGUUAACGAAAUGUUGAGAAUGUCCAAACCGUUGAGGACACAAAAGGCGAUUACUGCAGCGCAAAUUGGUCUGACAGAGCUAAGGAAGCAGAAUGAGAUACAUGGACUCAUCAGAACUGCAAUUAAAUCUUUUAUCAACCAAUUCAUGCAGUCAAGAGAGAAUUCGGCCAAGGCAUAUGUCUACCAGUUCAUAUUCUCACAGAGGUUCGAGGAUGUCAUUGAAAAUCAUCAAAGUUUUUUUCAAUUUAUCAUCGAAAAUCUCAACAAGAGGCAGCCAGAGAAGAUUCUGCCACAGUUCAUCAAAUGCAUGAAGAAGCUAAACUCCUACAAGUCAGAAAAGAUGCUUGAGUUCGACCAAAUAAGAUAUCUCAUUAAAUUACUUGCCUGGAUUUGUACAACAGAGCCACAACAAGACCUAGCAGGAUAUUUCUGGACCGAAACCAUAAAAGCUGUUAGAGAUCCGAAAUUUGUUGAUCAUAUUACGUAUUUCGUAAAGAAAAUCAAGAAUUUCGUAAAGAAGAUCGGUGGCUCUAUUAAUUACUGUCCAUAUAACAUCGAAUUCGAUACGAAACAGAGGCAAAUCAACAUCCAUGAACUCAAUCUUUUCGAAUAUUUGCUGGAACAGAACCAUAUCCAGCCAAUUGAUGCCUUCGCACGUGAUUUGUACAGCUUCAUUGUGCAGUUAACCAAGCAAAAAGGUCCUCCAAACUAUUUAUCCCCAAUUUUCAGGACAAUUUCAUGUUUUCCGACCGGCCAACUUACUCCAGAGCUUCGGCAAUUGAUCAAAACAGGCUUUGAUUUGAGUUACUACUUCUAUGAACAGCAAUGGUUUGCAAAUCAACCUGAAAUCUUCGUUAAAUCGUUCCAGAGAGAGUCAGUAACCAUUAUUGUUGACUCCUUCAAGGACCAGUUCUCUCUUUCAUACCUAAAUCUCGCUCAAAGGUUGUUUAAUCAUCCAGAUUUAGCUGAUUUCAGAGAUGAGAUCAUUCUUUUGCUUGCGAACAACACCCAACAAGUUCUUGAGUACCUAGAGAAGCACAAAGAUCAGAUUUCCAUGCAAAUCCAGAAUGUUGGUCAUCAUCAUUCACAUUCACAACAGCAAAACCAACAAAAUCAGCAGAACCAACAACAGAAUCAGCAGCAAACACAGCAAAACAAUCAAUCCUAUCAACAACAGAACUAUCAACAGAAUUACCAACAACAACAGCAACAAAGACAACAACAAAUGAAUCAAUUUCCUCAAUAUCAACAACAACAACAGUUAAAAAUGCAAAGACAGCAACAACAAAGACAACAAACAUAUCAACAACAAAAUUACCAACAGAAUUAUCAACAACAACAGAACUAUCAACAGAAUUCUCAAUCUUUUCAACAAAAUUAUCAAAAUACUCAACAACAACAAAACAAUCAACAGAACACACAACAGAACCAACAACUACAACAGAUGUUGAAUAUGUUGAAUAAACUCAAUUCAGGAAAGAUGUCAUCUCAAUCAUCACAACAAAUGACUCCUUCUGCAAUGACACCUCAACAAAUAACUCCAAACCAAAUGAUGCAAUCUCCAAUGCCUGGCUCAAAUUCAAUGAACGGAACUCCUAUGUCUAACACUCCAAUGCAAUCUCCAAUGCCUCCUUCCAAUCCUCAACAGCUCCAACCUACAAACCCUCCAAUGCCAAUGCCAAUGUCUAAUUCAAUGGGUGCAAAGCAAAAUCAAAUGCAAAACACUUUACAAAAUACGUUACAAAAUCAGUAUCAGAACCAAUAUCAAAAUCAGUUGCAAAAUCAAAUACAAAACCAGAUGCAGAACCAAAUGAAUAUGAGACAGAUGCAGCCAUCAAUGUCACAACAAUUACAGCAAACUCAACAACAACAAAAUAUUCAAAACAUUCAAAAUAUUCCUCAAAAUGUUCAGAAUGUUCAACAAAAUUCACAGCAACAGAAUAUUGAGAGGGUUUCAAUGGUCACUUCACCUUUAGCUGUAAAUUUGAUUAUUUCCAAAGCAAUUAAAGAUUUACCAGUGAUAUUGAAGUAUGGAUGCAGUGAGAACACAUUGUACAAUGUACAAGUAUUAGUAAAGAAACUAAUAGAAUGUGGAAAAACAGAUCAACAGUAUCAUUUGAGUUUAUUUAGACCAAGUUUGUUUUUGGCUGCAGUGCAAAUUCUGUUUCCUAUUGAACAACUCCAAGUUGUAGAGAAUUCCAAGCGAUUGUUAGCGAUGAUCAAUGACAACAUCAAUUUCGUCAUCAGACAGCCAUUGAUGUUCACUCAUUCAUUGUUUAUUUCUCGAUUUGUGAAAUUCACAAAAUAUUUCACACCGAAAGGAAUGAUGAUAAUGGAAUCCAUCAACAAUGCUCCUGCAACAAACAUUGUUUCAAGAGUGUUCCAGGCGUGGCUUCGCUACGAAACAUUCUUACAAUGUCCACCAGAACAACCACUUUAUUUCACAGGAAAUUUCGUGACAAUUGUUCCUUCAGAGAGUUUGUUGAAUGACAAUUUGAUAAGGUAUUACAAUGCCAUGCUACAUAACAUAAAGAAUAUAACUGUUCCUGAUUUCACGUCAUGUAUGAUUGAGUCUGUUUCUCAUGACAUUCACGCAGUAGCAAUCAUGAAAAAUGUCUUACAACCAAACACAAUUUUGAAUUUCUCAAGAUUGCUGAGUAUCGCGAAAACAAUGAAAGCGAAAGAUGAAAAUGACACGACAUAUCAAGAUUCGAUGACCGAAGUCUUUAACUAUUUAGUCUGGAAGAUUCCUGCUGUCACUGUUUCAUCGAAAAUCACAAUGAGAGUUGCUGGAACAACACCAAGUGUUUUCAAUCCGAAAAAUUUGAAUUUUACAAAGGCAAUAUUACGUUAUUCUUACAUCAAUUCAUUGAGCGUUGGCAUGAAAGUUAGUGAUCUUUAUACAUAUUAUUUACCGAGUAUUUUCGAGUCAAUUGUUAAUACUCCAAACCAUUUCGCUCAUUCCAGAAUUUUUGAUGUAAUUUUGUACAUGAUUUUGAAGAAAGACACAAAAAUAUUGACAUUUGACCAAUUCCCGGCAUCACUUGAGAAGAUCAAAAACUCGGUUACAUUGCAAUCAGUUAACAGUAGAUACAUCAAUGAAAUAAAGAAGCAUUUGACAGAGAAAUUGCCGAAAGAAAUAACUCCUGUCCAAUACACAUUUUACCUACAAUUAGUUGCAAGUAUUUCUCAACUAAUUUCCCAGAAAGAUCCAAUUUAUCCUGUUGCUCUUUCUUUCAGGUAUUUGAUGUCUGUUCCUCCACCAAAAGAAUUUGUUUCUUUGUAUCAAAGAGCCCUCAAAGACAUAAUUAAAUACGGAUCUCAUCCAAUGGCUGAAUACGCAAUUUCCGAGAUUUACAGUGCCAUGAAAAUCACUGUUAACUCUCCUUUCUCGCCUCCUCUAAAAUCUCCUUUUGGAACUGUUGUUCAAUGGAUUUCGGAAUUUGCAAAUUCACCUCACUUUUGGAUAAUGUUGUUUUUGUUUGAUGCUGUUUUCCCACAGACAGAAACACAACUGUUAGCUGAGAUAACGAAGCUGAAAUAUCCAAUUCAUCCUUAUGUAAUUAAUGAGUUCAACAAAGUGUUGAAAGAGAAAUAUCCUGAUGCAUUCCAACAAUGCAACAAAUCGAGUAAAAACAGGAUAUUAGUUGUAUCUCAAGAACGAGACAUUGUUGAAGCAUGUUGGCAAAAUGAUUGGGCAUCACAACAUCAAGACAUGCACAUACAAAUCUUCAGUAGAAUGUUCCUUCCUGCGAGUAUUUCAAUGGUAUCAUUAUUCCUUGAUUUACCAAAUUUGCAAGGUUUGUUGAUAACUGCUUUGCAUUCAGUAAUAAUGAAUCAAAAGUUCAUUACUUUCAUGAAGUAUUACAUCAGGUUAUUCCCCAAUUCCUCCUUGAGUUCUGUCUUCAACAUCACUCCUCCUUUCCGUCACAACAGGCCUCUUCCGAACCAAACAACAUUUUCUAACAUGUUCUUCUUAGAACAAUUGAAUUUAACUGAUGACGCUUUGGGAAUGGCAAGAAGUGAAUUACCUGUUUUGAGGACAGCUUAUUCUUAUUCACAGUUAUGUCAAUACGAAGCUGCUUUUGCUAGUUUCAUUGAUACAACUGAUAAACACAAUGAAUGUUAUUCACAAGCGAUAAUUCAAAUGAGAUCUGCCUCAAUUAACUUGAGUUUUCCAUGGGCGAAUGAUAUAAUUGUUCAGAAGAAUGAUAUGAGUCAUUACAUUUAUCUUCCUUUCUGGACGUAUUUCAGCCAAAACUCUGAUAUCCACAGAAGAAAUGACUCAACAAACACUUCCUAUUUCAGCUCUUCUUUCAUUACAACAAUGAGUCGAUCUGUAAUUGCGGAAGAAGCAAUUGGUGCUUGUAAAAUGAUGUCUCAAGCAAUCUCACAAACACAUGAACCUCGUUCUGUUGACGACAUCAGGUUUUGGACAAAUAUAUGGUUGCCAAGCCUCGAUAGAUUAUGUACAACAGCAUCGAGUUUGGGCUGGAGAAUCAUUGUUUUACAAAACACUUUGAAAGAAUUGCAUAGAAAUGACAUUUAUAAUGACUUACUGACAAACUAUUUUUCUUUUGCACAAUUACUUUCGAAUGUCGGUGCAAUCAAGAGGUCAUUUGAUGUCCGUCUCAAAGCAAUGUCUCAUGCUGACGACAAAUACACGAAUUACCCUGAAACAGCGUAUCCAAGACUUGCAAAUUACAUAACAAGAGCUUGGCAACUGAAAAUCCCUUGUUUCAAACAAAUCGUGUCUUACUACGUCGGAAUGAGAGAUGUACAUGGUGCAUUUAGCUUCUUGAAGAACUUCAAUCCUCAAGAACAAUACCAUGUACACGUGAAACUGUUAGUCUACAUCGCUACAAAGUUACCACAACUUCUUGAUUUGAACAGUUUGUCAACCAAACUCAGUGAAAUGUUUUCAAUGAUAGGACGUGAAGAUUUCACACCUUUAGCGAGUGUUUUGAUCUCAUCAAUAAGAAGAGAAAGAUCUCGCUCUGCUCAACUAUUAAAUUCGAUUGUUUCCAGCCAAAUAAAAGUCCAUCCAUUGUGGAUCAGUUGGUUACCAAUUAUUUAUGAGAUUUGCGACGAUUUCCCACAAAUGUUCUUCAAAAUUGUCGCAGAGAGUUAUCCAAUCCACUUCAUGAUUGUUUACUUGCACAUGUAUUUCAAGACCCAGAAACAGCUGAAAACAGUCCAAUUCGCAGCCGAAGAACUCAAAAAGUUAAAGCAUAAUAAACCUGCUCAAGAGAUCUCUAUCUUGUUCGCUUUCAUCAAAGACAGUGAAGAACAGAUGCAGAAGAUGAGGAAAUCAAUUUUGGCACAUAAAACAUUGUACAAUGCGCUUGUUAAACCAUCAAUUCCUAUUGACCAAAACGUGUUGAAUGAGUUGAAUUUGAAAGAUAUCUUUGAAUUGAUUUCAUUUUGCCAAGCGAAUCCACCUUAUUACGUCACAAACCACAGGGCAAAAGUCAUCACAAAUGGUUGUAAAAUUCCUGUAGGAGACACAAUACAAUCGGUUUUCGCAAUAGAAGUCGUAGGAGACCAAAAACAAGAUGCACAAGCGAAAUUUACAUUGGAAAACGGCGAAAUAACAACUGUUUCCAUUGUUCCACAGGAAAGAUUCAAUUUCGAUUCCAGAGAAGAUGUUUUAGUCCGUUUCAUGUCUAUAACAAUGGCCAACCAUCCUUCUUUGAGCAUGAGAACUCCAUUCCUGUUUUAUCCGCCCGCUUAUUGCGUUUCUCCCGGAAUAUCAAUUGUUUUCACGCCUCAACUGCAGUGGAUGCAUGGAUUGGCCGGAAAUUAUCAAGUUAUUUACGCAAUGGCAGAGUCAGUGACGAACGCGAUGCAGCAAAUAAUGUUCCCUCCUGAUGAAGUAUCUCCUUUUAUCACGAAACUCCGGAAAGACCUUCAUUUGUCUCCUGAUUCCGCUUUCAAAUGGUUGGUUGAAGGAUCAGAUGGUUCUCUUGCAAAUUUCGUUUAUUCGAGGUCUUCCAUUUCAUCACAACUCGGUGCGAUGUUUGCUUUGAGAACUGUUUGUCAUGCUCCUGCUCCUGAAUUCCCAACAGUUGCUUUGUUCUCUGACAGAACAAGAGUUGCAAUGACUGAUUGGCUCCCAGAUCCAAAUGUUGGAUACGCUUUCACUCCUGUUUUGUUGUCUCCUCAGUUACAGGGAUUGCUUCCUUCUUUCUCUCUGCAGGGAUCGUUCACAACAGCAUGGUUAGCAACUAUGCAGUGUUUGCAGGAAAACAGAGAUGAGUUGGAAUUGCUUUUGAAGGCUUUGGGAAUCAACAACCCAAGAUUUAUCAUGUUUUCUGUAGAAAGUGCAAGCCCAGUCAUGACUGAGGAUACAGACAAAUACGACAAUCCAUUCCCAUUCGAGUUAAUCAACCAUAUCAUCUCAACUUCAAAGAACUCUUUCGCAAUGGUUGAUGAAGGUUUCUCUUGGAUCUAA